AUGCUGAGUACCCUUAUGAGAUGGACUUGUGAGUUCACCAGAAAAUCUCCAAGAUUGGUGCUUUUCCAACCAGUAAGACAUCGUUUCGGGUCAAACAAAAGAGAGAAAUAUCGGCGACGCAUUGAUGAAUUUAAAGAGAAGAUAGAACAAUCGAAAAAGAAAUUACCUUAUCAGGAAGAUGUGAUUCCUCUCCGUCCACCAAGAGAUUUAUGGAAAGCAUUCGGAUUUACUGCUGGAGUUGGAGCUGUGUCAUUUGCGCUCGCUGCAGUAUGUGAUCUUGAAAGAUCCAAUAACAGGUGGCGUGAAAUCUACGAAGUGGUUACUGUUAGGUAUAAUGAAGCCAAAAAUCAUUUCUCCAAAUAUCGUCGACUUCGAGAUGGUGUGAAGUGCACUUUUAUGCUCAUUGGUAUAAACAUGAUAGUGAUGCUGAUGUGGGGAAUUAAACGGUGGCAGCUAUUUAUGUGGAGAUGGUUCACAAAUAGUUUUGCUUCGAAAGCUUUGUGUCUUCCAAUGGUAUUAAGUGCUUUCUCUCAUGCUAAUAUGCUUCAUCUUGUGCUGAACAUGUACGUGCUCAAUACAUUUGCCCCUGUUUCCAUUGACUGUUUUCUUGGAAUUGAACAGUUUUGGGCCUUCUACAUAACAGCCGCUGCAGUAUCGUCUUUAGCAGGAAUAACGCAUAAAUGUAUAAUAAGAACGAAUCGACGAGCUCUUGGAGCUAGUGGUGCGAUAAUGGCGUUAUUAGUAUACACAUGCAUAAAAUUGCCAGAUGCAAGGUUAAAAAUUGUUUUUGUGCCACAUUUUGAUUUCUCGGCGAAAUCAGCUGUGAUAGGAAUGAUUGCUUUUGACUUUAUUUGUUUGCUACUCGGCUUCAAAUUGUUCGAUCAUGCAGCACAUUUAGGAGGAUCGCUGUUUGGAUUAUUCUAUGGUACAUAUGGUCAGCAUCUUAUUUGGAAAAAAUAUGGCGACAAGGUCCUUAAACUAUGUGGUAUAAACGCAGAGAAGAGGCGAGCCGUGAAGAGAGCACGACGAGGUCGAAGUGCUCCACCUCGUCAUUCUUGA
Messenger RNA from Acanthocheilonema viteae, 1059 nucleotides. The record is from the annotation of a GenBank genome assembly. NCBI's taxonomy places the organism in Eukaryota, Metazoa, Nematoda, Chromadorea, Rhabditida, Onchocercidae.